Arachis ipaensis is the source of this 813-nucleotide messenger RNA. RefSeq lists its product as uncharacterized. Lineage: Eukaryota; Viridiplantae; Streptophyta; Magnoliopsida; Fabales; Fabaceae. The record is from RefSeq and is a predicted model, not a curated record.
AUGCCUGAAGCGACAGGGAAUAAUCCUAACCCUGUAGACUUUAUGGCUGCCCUGGGAAACAUGGCUGCGGCUAUGCAGGCGACAGCCGAAGCCCUGGAAAACCAAAUGAACAAUGAGAAUAAUGGCAAUAACGGCGAUGAGGAUUCUAUGACGCUUUUCUCCUUUCUGAAGGUUUCUGAAGAGCAGUGGGUUAAGUUUCGAACUUAUCAGUUGCAAGAGUUCUAUAAGAAGUACUUUCUCAGUUCAGUCAGAAAUGCUAAGGAACUUGAACUGCUUCAGCUAAAACAAGGUCAGAUGACUGUUACUGAGUACACUAGUAGGAUUGAGGAAUUGUGUCAUUUUUCACGGAUUUUUCAAGGAGCUCCUGAGGAUUUUGCUGAGUGGAAAUAUAUCAAGUAUGAGGGAGGCCUUCAGAGCGAUAUUCUGAGUUUUGUUGCACCUAUGGAGAUCAGGGUGUUCUCUGAACUCGUGAACAAGAGUAGGAUGGCUGAGGAGUGUCCCGGACACUUGGCCAAUAACUGCCCAGAGAAGAAGAAGUAUGAGACUGGUAGAGUGCAGCAGCCAGGAAGAGUGUAUACUACUUCCGCAGCAGGUGUUGAGGGGUCAAAGACACUGAUUAGAGGUAACUGUGAGAUGGCCGGUAAAAUUUUAAAUGCCUUAUCUGAUUCUGGAGCAACACAUUUGUUUAUUGCAUUUGAGAAGGCUGAUGAAUUAGGAUUGAAGAUAGUGGUCUUGGGUUAUGAUUUAAAGGUGUAUAAUGCUACCCAUGAGGCUAUGGUAACUAGGUUAGAAUGUCCACAAGUUCCACUUUGA